This is a messenger RNA of Protopolystoma xenopodis, 423 nucleotides long. The record is from the annotation of a GenBank genome assembly. Lineage: Eukaryota; Metazoa; Platyhelminthes; Monogenea; Polystomatidea; Polystomatidae.
AUGGUCAAAGUUCACCAGGAGACCGUUGACACUUACCUGGCUAAUGUGUCCGGACUGGCGAUCGAGCUCACUGCAGACAAGUUUGCCCGCCUCUCGAUGGACGAGCUGGCCAAACAAGUUGACGAGGCAGCCAUUGCCGCUGGACUGCCUGACAGUUCGACGAGCCCUGAGGAGAUCUGUGCUGGCCUAGUGCACAACUGGCUGAUCCCUUAUGUUAACGCCGAACAUAACAAAGCCGAAGAUCAAAAACGCAAGCGUAAGCUCUUGUUUGCCGUACAUCAGGAAAUCUGGGCCUCUGCUAAUCAGGUCGUUAGUGAAGUAUCGUCUGGACAGAAUCAGCAAAAUUCUACUGAAGAUUCGAUUCCGGAGAAUGAGAAAGACUCUAGAACGAACGUGGAAACGAUGACGCAGAAAUCCGACUAA